Molecule: messenger RNA, 3090 nt
Organism: Ostertagia ostertagi
Lineage: Eukaryota; Metazoa; Nematoda; Chromadorea; Rhabditida; Trichostrongylidae
Source: the annotation of a GenBank genome assembly
AUGCUCGUUUAUCAGGAGCUUCAUCUCGGUCGGGAAGAAAACGAUCGCCUUCCAUGCUUCUUCUGCGGAAAGAGGGGUCAUACACCAAAGAACUGCCCAGAGUUCCAAACUCGCGAACAGAGAAUCGAACAGAUGAGAAAGUUAUCGCUGUGCAAGAAUUGCGGUAGCACAGACCACUACGCUUCUAGUUGCACAGGAGGAGCCUGCAGAAUUUGUGGCGUUAUAGGGCACCAUACCUCAAUCUGCAGCAAGCUUCAUGGUCCAACUUCGGGAAAGCCACAGGGAAAAAUGAGCCCUGUGAAGGCGAAACGCACACCAGUGCCUCGGACAUCAAAAGCCAAGCAGCAUACCGUUUCUUCUACACCAAUGGAGCAAAGUACGCUGAACGCUGAAACCGCAUUGUGUAUGAAGAACACUGCUGCUGGCGAGGACAUAAAAAGCGUCGUGCUUGUAGGGAAAGCUCUCGUCCUCAAUCCUCAUUGUAUGGGUAUGGCACACGUGUUUUCGGUCGCUCGGAUUGAGCACCUCACAGAACCCCUUCAGAGGCACCAACUUAGUGACGCCGACAAGCGUUACCUCGUUGAAAAUGACAUCGAAUUGUCAAUAAAGCCUCAUGUUCAGGAUGUUCAGCCACAGGUUCUGCUUGGAUGCAGUGAUACCUUCGCGCUGAUGGACUCUUGCAGACAGGCACAGCAUACCUUGCCUUCUGGAUUGAAGGUGAUCCCGUCACUUCUGGGAUAUCUGAUUACCGGGCAAAUUCCAAAAAAUACGGAUGAAGGAAUGAGUUCCAUCGAUUCCGUUGUUACCCUUCCACAGGAUACCCAGGGAGAAUCCGAAAUGGACUUAACAGCACAUCAUAUUUUUUCGGUGAAAUCUCCACACAGCGAAACAGGCGACGAACUCGUAGAUUGGGGACGACACAACUCCCUCUCCACUGCACAGGGCGCAGUGGCCUUCGCACUACGCUUUCUUAGGCGUCUGUGCUCAAGACUCUCUCCACAAUUGUCUACCCGUCUACGGUCGAAUAUUCCAGGUCUGAACAUCAAACGCGAGACACGAUAUGUUAGUGCAGAAGAAAGAAAGGCUGCUCUCUUAGUGAUAGUGAGAAACCAUCAGAAUCGCCAUAUCACAGAGCAACUGCUGAAGAUCGAUGAGCACGGUCUAUUACCACUGUUGUGGACGGAUGAACAACGCGCAGAUUCCAGAGCUCACGAAAAGGCCACUAUUCAUUGCAGCCAAAACCCCACUCGCGGCCUGUAUCACACUACGCAAACCGACGGCGGCGCAAUACAAAAACGCUACAACCUACGAAAUAGACCUCGAGUAGACUACUGCGAACGGCAGCAAGGACAGCAUACGGUUAAGCUCGUGAGAAGCCUACCCAAUGUGAUGCUCAUUACAAUGGUUGUGUUACUUUGCUCCCUUUCUACCACACUUGCGACUCCUUCUAAGGAGCCAAUGGAAGACUCUCUUCGUUGUGUCAAAGGAGGGGUGCAAAUUGUUAGCAGAAGCAUAUCACAAUAUGAAGUAUGCUCAGAAGACCAUUGUGUUGUCAGGAAACAGCCGCCACCAAAUGAAACCAUAACUUUCCCACCAGAGAUUACAGUACAUGCCCACACCGUACAGUGGAAGGUUCUCGAGGGAACCAAGGUCAAAGUGGUGGAAACGGUUUGCCCAGCGAUUCCCUUUUGCGAGCAUGUGCAAUGCUGGUUUUGUACAGCUACGGCGUUCAAUCCAGAAUGCAAUCCAAAGGCUGCUCUCUUGGUCUGGACGACGGUCUUAUAUGUGUUCAUUGCCAUAACUUACACACUUUGCUACGUACCAUUGACCUUGGGGAAGCCAUGUAGAGUGAUGGCACGCUUCCUCAUGGUUGGACUUCGUCUCAUCCUACAGUUCUUCAAGUACAUUGUCAAAAGUUUCCCCGGUAGAUGGAGGAGACAUAGAAAUAGGGACGAAGAAGUUGCAAAGUUUUUACGGAUCCCACUGAUAGCGAUCGCCAUUGCAGCAGUGCUACCGUUCGUAGAAUCUUGCCAAGACGUAGACAUCAUGUCGAUGAAGACAACCGUUUGUUCGCAGUCUUUUCCAGAAAAAGGAAAAUGUUGGGUCGAAAUUGACAUUUGCUCGGAGUAUGGCGACGGAAGACACACGCAGUCAACAGUUUUCCUUCAACCUACGGUACCCAUACAACACGGGCCUCUAAAGGUUACUCUCAGUUCCGUUACAAUACCACCAACACCAGAUUUACAAAGUCACUUCAUCUCCAAUGGGGCGGAAAUAGCUCUGUGGGAGGAAACUUCAAAAGUGACUCUUCAGUGCAAAUCCAUUCAACAAGCACGUGAACUCGACUGCGAUGUCUUUGACAGGUGCAUCUGUCAACCAGCGGAAAACCGAAUUCGUUGUGUAUGUGAAGAUCUGAAUAUCACAUCGGGCUUCCAUGACCAACUUGACAGAAGAUUGCCUGUCCGCCGACCGUGGAUAACCUUUAGAGCGACAUUCAACAACUCAGUUGCCGCCUUGAUACCAUCACUCGUCACUGCUGAAAUUCUUCUCACCUUCAAAGGUGAAGUCAAUACUACCAUCAAAGAGCUGUCGGACACUUUGUGCACAAUACCCAACACCGUAGUCUACGGAUGUUACCAGUGCACCCAAGGGGCUGUUGCAGAAGUUUCGUGUAGUAGCAGUGAUCCCACUAGGGCAGUUGUUAACUGCGAUGAGAACUACUUCACGGUCCCCUGCGGUCCUCAAGGAGAGAGAACACAAAUGCGGUUCAGUCGAACAGAAGCUCGAAUACGAAUACACUGUUCCGUCACAUGUGGAGCAAGAGGAUCAGUCAGAAACAUCAUCGAGGGAGAAAGUUCCAUCUCCGACGAAGUCUGGUUGCCUGAUUUCACCCACAUUUUCGACACCCUUACAUCAGGAUUUGGGCAUUUCAUUCUAGCAAUAGCAUCGCUCCUGGUGGUGGUCGGGGUCAGCUAUUUCCUACUAUGGACAUGUGGACUAAAAAUUGCCUUGGAAUCAGUCAAAUUGAUUUUCAGAAUCGUCUGGACUAUCACUAAAAUCCUUCUUUGGACUAUCGCAUGGAUUAUCCGU